Phycodurus eques (leafy seadragon) is the source of this 1415-nucleotide messenger RNA. RefSeq names its product flap structure-specific endonuclease 1 (gene fen1). Gene Ontology annotation, molecular function: 5'-flap endonuclease activity; 5'-3' exonuclease activity; manganese ion binding. The coding region runs from base 199 to 1341 and encodes 380 amino acids. Gene Ontology annotation, cellular component: nucleus. Lineage: Eukaryota; Metazoa; Chordata; Actinopteri; Syngnathiformes; Syngnathidae. The transcript is spliced from 12 exons. The record is from RefSeq and is a predicted model, not a curated record.
GUUUGGUGACUAGUCAAACUUUACAUUGUAAUUUGUAUCCGUUGUUGUUGCCUUUGCGGUUCACUAUUCUUUAACAAAAUGUUAUUGAGUUAUCACGCUGACCUGACGGAAAUAAGUGCGUUCCCUUACCGAAUCGGGGAUUUGAAUGCAACUUUGUAAAUAGCUUCGGAGUUUUGAAUUGAACGCGACACGACCACAAUGGGCAUACACGGGCUCGCCAAACUCAUUGCUGACCAGGCUCCGAAUGCCAUAAAAGAGCAAGACUUCAAGAAUUACUUCGGCCGCAAAAUUGCUGUCGAUGCCUCCAUGUGCAUCUACCAGUUCCUUAUUGCUGUGCGACAGGAUGGCAACGUGCUGCAGAAUGAGGAUGGAGAGACCACCAGCCACCUCAUGGGAAUGUUCUACAGGACCAUCCGCAUGCUCGAACAUGGCAUUAAACCCGUGUACGUGUUCGAUGGCAAGCCCCCACAGCUCAAGUCGGGAGAGUUGGAAAAGCGAGGGGAGAGAAGAGCCGAAGCUGAGAAACUGCUCGCACAAGCCCAGGAACUUGGGGAGCAGGAAAACAUUGACAAACUCACAAAGCGUCUUGUCAAAGUCACCAAGCAGCAUAAUGACGAGUGCAAGAAGCUGCUGAAUCUGAUGGGAGUGCCUUACAUUGAGGCCCCGUGUGAGGCGGAGGCCAGCUGCGCCGCUCUGGUCAAAGCAGGAAAGGUCUUUGCCACCGCAACGGAGGACAUGGACGGGCUGACUUUCGGAACAAACGUCCUGCUAAGGCACCUCACGGCCAGCGAAGCAAAGAAGCUUCCAGUCCAAGAGUUCCACUUCAGUCGCAUUCUGCAGGACAUUAACCUGACAAAUGAACAGUUCAUAGACCUGUGCAUUCUGCUGGGAUGCGACUACUGCGGCACCAUCAAGGGGAUCGGUCCCAAGCGAGCCGUCGACCUGAUCAAGCAGCACGGCAGCAUCGAGGAGAUCCUAGAAAACGUCGACUCGAAUAAGCACCCGGCUCCCGAGGACUGGCUGUACAAGGAGGCCAGGGACCUGUUUCUGAAGCCCGAAGUGGUGGAUUGUUCCACAGUGGCGCUGAAGUGGAACGAGCCGGACGAGGACGGGCUGCUGCGCUUCAUGUGCGAAGAAAAGCAGUUCAGUGAAGACAGGAUCCGCAACGGGUGCAAGAAGAUCGUAAAGAGCCGGCAAGGGAGCACGCAAGGACGACUGGACUCCUUCUUCUCAGUCACUGGGUCGCUGUCGUCCAAACGGAAGGAGCCUGAAGCAAAAGGAUCCGUUAAAAAGAAGCUGAAGACUGGCGCUACACCGGGAAAAUUCAAAAAAGCCAAAUGAAAAACCGCUUACUUUUUUUCCCUCUCUUUCAAGCAUGUUUAAAUGAUGUUUUUCAUAUUUUAUGGAAUAAAUGC